AUGGAGGCCGAGGAACAGGAGGAAGACUCCAGCUCCCUCUCAAAUGACAAAUCAGAAAAUAACUCACGUCGCUGCCUCCGCUAUGUGCCCCUUGGGAUAGCCUUUCUUGUGCUGGCUGGAGCUGCUGCAGCAACCUGGUAUUUCCUAGACUACAGACCAUGGCACGUGGAGCCCUCCAUCCUGCAGUUCUACUGCGGCAGCCUCCAGGUCCUCAAACGCCGCUACUCCCCGGAGCUGGGGCAGGUGGAGUCCAGGGCCUUCUGGGUGGAGUCAGCUAAGCUCCAGAGCAUGCUGAAGGAACUGAUUCGUGCCACAGAGCUGGGUCAGUACUACAACUCCAGCACGGUGUAUGCCUUUGGGGAGGGAGCUCUGACCUUCUUCUUCUGGUUCACCCUCCAAAUCCCUGAGAGUCAGCAGAAGGAGGCAACUGCUGAGAGGGUAAACACAGUGCUCCACCAAGAGCUCUCCACCAGCUUCAACAGCUCAGGCAGCCUGUCCUACCAGACAGAGUACAGGCUCAACCCAGACUCUCUGGUUCUCCUGGAAUCCAGUAUGAAAGACAUAGUAGUGCUGCAGUCCACUCUGGGUUGCUACAGGUACAGCUAUGUCCAGGAGGAUGAUGUCCUAAGGCUGGAGGGCCCUGAUUACCUGGCCUCCAGUUGUCUUUGGCACCUGCAUGGCCUCAAGGGCUACAUGAUCAAGCUGCGGCUGGAGUGGACCCUGCCUGACUGCAGGGACCGCCUGGCCAUGUACGACGCAGCCGGGCCCCUGGAGAAACACCUCAUCACCUCGAUCUAUGGCUGCAGCCGGCAGGAGCCCAUAGUUGAAGUCCUUUCGUCUGGCCCUGUCAUGUCUGUUGUGUGGAAGAAAGCCAUGUACAGCUACUAUGACCCUUUCAUCCUCUCAGCACAGGCGGUGCCCCUCGAAGCUUGUGAAGUGAACAUAACUCUGCGGGAGAGCCUGGAGCUACAGGGGAAGAUCGGCACCCCACACUACCCCAGUUACUACUCACCCAACACACAGUGCACCUGGCACAUGACGGUCCCAUCCCUCGACUAUGGGGUCACCCUCUGGUUCGACGCCUACGCGCUCAGCAGACAGAAGCACGACCUGCCCUGUACCCAAGGCCAGUGGAUCAUUCAGAACAGAAGGUUGUGUGGCCUGCGGACCCUGCAAGCCUACGCUGAGCGGAUCCCAGUCACAUCUUCUGCUGACGUCGCCAUCACCUUCACCUCGCAGAUCUCCUUAACUGGCCCUGGCGUACAGGCAGCUUACAGCUUGUACAAGCAAUCUGACCCCUGUCCUGGGGAGUUUCUGUGUUUGGUGAACGGUUUGUGUGUCCCAGCCUGUGACGGGAUCAAAGAUUGCCCCAAUGGGCUGGAUGAGAGAAACUGUGUGUGCCCUGCAAAGUUCCAGUGCCAUGAGGACAGCACUUGCAUCGAGUUCAGCAGGGUCUGCAACCAGCAGCUGGACUGUGUCAACGGGAGUGAUGAGGAGCACUGCAGUGGAGGGGUCCCCUGCGGUCCUUUCACCUACCGCUGUGAAGAUGGGACCUGUGUGAAGAAACCCAACCCACUGUGUGACACCACUGCAGACUGCAAGGACCUGUCUGAUGAGAAUCACUGUGACUGUGGGAUGCAAGCACCUCUCAGCAGGAUUGUGGGUGGUAUGAAUUCUGUGGAAGGGGAAUGGCCGUGGCAGGCCAGCCUGCAAGUUCGGGGCCGGCACAUUUGUGGGGGAACACUCGUUGCUGACCGCUGGGUGGUCUCAGCCGCGCACUGCUUCCAGGAUGAGAGGUUGGCCUCCCCCUCCAUCUGGACCGUUUACUUGGGUAAAUACUUGCAAAAUGCCACCGGCCACACAGAGGUGUCCUUCAAGGUUAUCCAUCUCUUUCUUCACCCUUAUUAUGAGGAGGACAGCCAUGAUUAUGAUGUGGCCCUGCUCCAGCUGGAUCAUCCUGUGAUCAUCUCACCCUUAAUCCAGCCCAUCUGCUUGCCUGCUCCAUCUCACAUCUUUGAGCCUGGCCUUCUUUGCUGGAUCACUGGCUGGGGAGCCCUCAAGGAAGGAGGGCAUACCAGCAAUGUUCUGCAGAAGGUGGACGUGCAGCUCAUCCAGCAGAACAUCUGCAGUGAGGCUUAUCACUAUAUGAUUACUCCCAGGAUGCUGUGUGCUGGGUACUACCAGGGCAAGAAGGAUGCUUGCCAGGGUGAUUCUGGAGGUCCACUGGCCUGCAAAGAACCCAGUGGCAGAUGGUUUCUGGCUGGUUUGGUCAGCUGGGGAAUGGGAUGUGCACGUGCAAAUCACUAUGGAGUAUACACCAGGAUCACUCAAGUGCUGGGCUGGAUGAACCAAACCAUGAGCUGAGAAAAGUGCAACUCUGUC
This is a messenger RNA of Melozone crissalis (California towhee), 2382 nucleotides long. RefSeq names its product transmembrane serine protease 6 (gene TMPRSS6). Gene Ontology annotation, molecular function: serine-type endopeptidase activity; protein binding. Lineage: Eukaryota; Metazoa; Chordata; Aves; Passeriformes; Passerellidae. Bases 1 to 2364 code for a protein of 787 amino acids. Gene Ontology annotation, biological process: proteolysis. The transcript has 17 exons. The record is from RefSeq and is a predicted model, not a curated record.